UGCUCGUCUGAGGUUUGAACGAUGAUUGAAUAUAAUGGCGACCCGUUUUCUCUGACUUGAGCCCAUGGAGCAAUCUUGGACUGACAAAAGGAACCCUUUGGAUGCUUUGUCUUGCACUUUCGAAAGCAGCAUUAAAGAAAACCAGCCACGAAACGGAGUUCAUUCGCUCUCCGCCACAAAGGGGGAGCCUGGAGAAAAUUUCUACUGCUACCGUUGCUAUCGCUAGCAGUUGUUCGUGCUAGCUUGCUAAGUUGAAGAGGGGACAUUCUUGUGUGGAAACUGAGAAGAAAAACGGCCACCUUGCUAAAAACCGAGAUUGGUGCAUGUUAUAAACGCGUCUACUCUAUAGUCUUUUUUGAUAUACUUUUUUUUCUCUCAGGGGCUACCAUUAGUGAGCACCGACUUGUUGUUUGCGUUAGCUUCUAGUUUUUGGAAGAGGCUUGAGCAGGCACCCAAGCAGGGAUUGUUCUAGUUUCCUUCUUGUUUGGACUUGCUCUCGUUUAAUAGGAAAACUGCCAACCAGCGCAACGAUAGCUUGCUAGCAAAGUGUGCUAGCUUGCUUAUUUAAGGAUUUUUUUUUUUUUUAGGUUUUUACGUGAUCCCUUUUUCUUUGCAAAUGACUACCGGCAGGAACAACCGGGCGAUGAUGGAAGGAGUUGGAGCCAGAGUGGUCCGGGGACCCGACUGGAAGUGGGGGAAGCAGGACGGUGGAGAGGGACAUGUUGGCACGGUUAGGAGUUUUGAAAGUCCAGAGGAGGUGGUGGUUGUGUGGGAUAACGGGACAGCUGCCAACUAUCGUUGUUCUGGAGCUUAUGACAUACGGAUAUUAGACAGUGCUCCUACAGGUAUCAAGCAUGAUGGAACCAUGUGUGACACCUGUCGACAACAGCCCAUCAUAGGUAUUCGCUGGAAAUGUGCAGAGUGCACCAAUUAUGACCUCUGCACAACCUGUUACCAUGGAGACAAGCAUCAUUUAAGACACCGUUUCUACAGGAUCACCACUCCAGGCAGUGAAAGAGUACUUUUGGAGUCACGUCGCAAGUCAAAGAAAAUCACAGCCAGAGGGAUCUUCGCUGGCGGCCGGGUUGUGAGAGGAGUAGACUGGCAAUGGGAGGACCAGGAUGGAGGCAAUGGGAGGAGAGGAAAAGUGACGGAGAUCCAGGACUGGAGUGCAGCCAGCCCUCACAGCGCUGCCUAUGUACUGUGGGACAACGGGGCAAAGAACCUGUACAGAGUUGGAUUUGAGGGAAUGUCUGACCUGAAAUGUGUCCAAGAUGCCAAGGGAGGCUCAUUUUACAGAGACCACUGUCCUGUUUUAGGUGAGCAGAAUGGCAACAGAAAUCCCGGUGGUCUUCAGAUUGGUGACCUGGUCAACAUUGAUCUGGAUCUAGAGAUUGUUCAGUCCCUCCAACACGGCCACGGGGGGUGGACCGACGGUAUGUUCGAGACGCUCACCACCACAGGCACGGUGUGCGGCAUCGAUGAGGACCAUGACAUUGUAGUUCAGUACCCAAGUGGAAACAGAUGGACGUUUAACCCAGCAGUGCUGACGAAGGCUAAUGUAGUGCGCAGCGGUGAAGUUGCAGCUGGUGCAGAAGGGGGAAGUUCCCAGUUUCAUGUGGGAGACCUAGUCCAGAUCUGCUACGACAUUGACCGCAUCAAACUGCUGCAAAGAGGCCACGGAGAGUGGGCUGAGGCGAUGCUGCCAACCCUGGGCAAGGUAGGUCGUGUGCAGCAGAUCUACUCUGACAGUGACCUGAAGGUUGAGGUUUGUGGGACUUCCUGGACGUACAAUCCUGCUGCUGUCACAAAGAUCGCUCCUUCUGGCUCUGCUGUCAGCAAUGCCUCUGGAGAGCGUUUGUCUCAGUUGUUGAAGAAGCUUUUUGAGACACAAGAGUCCGGGGACAUCAACGAGGAGCUGGUUAAAGCAGCAGCCAAUGGAGACCUAGCCAAAGUGGAGGACAUUCUUAAGAGGCCGGAUGUGGAUGUGAAUGGACAGUGUGCUGGACACACUGCUAUGCAGGCAGCCAGUCAGAAUGGUCACGUGGAUGUACUAAAGCUUCUGCUGAAACACAACGUGGACCUAGAGGCUGAGGACAAAGAUGGAGACCGUGCGGUGCACCAUGCAGCAUUUGGUGAUGAAGGCUCUGUCAUUGAGGUGCUGCAUAGGGGUGGUGCUGACCUGAAUGCCAGGAACAAGCGAAGGCAAACCCCAUUACACAUAGCAGUCAACAAGGGCCAUCUACAGGUGGUUAAAACCUUGCUGGACUUUGGCUGCCACCCCAGCCUUCAGGAUUCAGAAGGAGACACACCUCUGCAUGAUGCCAUUAGCAAGAAGAGAGAUGACAUGUUGUCAGUGCUGCUGGAGGCCGGUGCGGACGUCACCAUCACAAAUAACAACGGGUUCAACGCCUUGCAUCAUGCUGCCCUGCGAGGAAACCCCAGUGCCAUGCGUGUGCUGCUCUCCAAACUGCCGAGGCCUUGGAUCGUAGACGAGAAGAAGGACGACGGUUACACUGCGCUGCACCUGGCUGCCCUCAACAACCAUGUGGAGGUGGCUGAACUUUUGGUGCAUCAGGGCAGUGCCAGCUUAGACAUUCAGAAUGUCAACCAGCAGACGGCAUUACACCUUGCAGUUGAGCGCCAGCACACUCAGAUAGUUCGGCUGCUGGUGCGGGCAGAGGCCAAGCUCGAUGUGCAGGAUAAGGACGGGGACACACCCCUUCACGAGGCACUGCGUCACCACACGUUGUCCCAAUUGCGACAGCUCCAGGACAUGCAGGAUGUCAGCAAAGUGGAGCCCUGGGAACCCUCCAAGAACACGUUAAUCAUGGGACUGGGCACCCAGGGGGCUGAGAAGAAGAGUGCAGCAUCCAUUGCCUGCUUCCUGGCAGCAAAUGGCGCAGACUUGACUAUUCGCAAUAAAAAGGGCCAAUCCCCCCUGGACCUGUGUCCUGACCCCAGCCUCUGUAAGGCUUUGGCCAAAUGUCACAAAGAGAAGAGCAGUGGCCAGGUUGGCACGCGCAGCCCGUCUCUGAACAGCAACAUGGAGUCCCUGGAGGAGUGCAUGGUGUGUUCUGACAUGAAGAGAGACACCUUGUUUGGACCAUGCGGACACAUCGCUACCUGCUCGCUCUGCUCGCCACGUGUCAAGAAGUGUCUCAUCUGUAAGGAGCAGGUCCAGUCGAGAACCAAGAUUGAGGAGUGUGUUGUCUGCUCUGACAAAAAGGCAGCCGUGUUGUUUCAGCCCUGUGGCCACAUGUGCGCUUGUGAAAACUGUGCUAGCCUCAUGAAGAAGUGCGUACAGUGCCGGGCUGUGGUGGAACGCCGCACCCCCUUUGUUCUCUGCUGUGGAGGGAAAGGUAUGGAGGAUGAUGCCGCUGAUGAUGAUGAUGAUGAUGAUGAUGAUGACCUUACAGGGAGCUCUAACUCUAUGGCAGGGGGAUCGCAGGAUCUUCUCCAGCCCAACAAUCUGGCUCUAAGUUGGUCCAGUGGAAACAUCCCGGCCUUGCAAAGAGACAAAGAUAACACAAACGUCAACGCCGAUGUCCAAAAGCUUCAGCAGCAGCUGCAAGACAUCAAGGAACAGACCAUGUGUCCGGUGUGUCUGGACCGGCUGAAGAACAUGAUCUUCAUGUGCGGCCACGGCACCUGUCAGCUCUGUGGGGACCGAAUGAGCGAGUGUCCCAUCUGCCGCAAAGCCAUCGAGCGCCGCAUCCUCCUUUAUUAGAGCUCCCAGCAGAGGCUGUUUAAAACCCGCAUUGACAACUCCGGCGGCACCACCUCCACUGCAGCUGCCGCCAUCUUCACAGCACUUAAGUCAGCCACGUCUUAAACUACAAAUGCUUUUUUUUUAUGUUGUGACUGUGUCCACAUGGAGCUCCUGUUACAAAGCGUCAAAAAAUAUGAACUGACUUCCGUU
Nematolebias whitei (Rio pearlfish) is the source of this 3922-nucleotide messenger RNA. It is a transcript of the gene mib1, whose product is annotated as MIB E3 ubiquitin protein ligase 1. The record is from RefSeq and is a predicted model, not a curated record. Bases 617 to 3730 code for a protein of 1037 amino acids. NCBI's taxonomy places the organism in Eukaryota, Metazoa, Chordata, Actinopteri, Cyprinodontiformes, Rivulidae. The transcript is spliced from 22 exons. Gene Ontology annotation, biological process: protein ubiquitination. Gene Ontology annotation, molecular function: protein binding; zinc ion binding; ubiquitin-protein transferase activity. Gene Ontology annotation, cellular component: cytoplasm.